AUGAGCACAUUCAAAGUCACAGCCACAAAACCCAGCAUGAAGACCAAAGUGGGGCUGGUCUUUUUUGCAGGUAACAAUGACACAAUCGUGCUGGAUGAUAUCAAAGAAUACAGCAUCUUCCAGGGGUCAAAUCUAAAGAUUGGGCAAGAAAUUAUCAGUAUCAAUGGGACCAAGGUACAGGGAAUGGGUGUCAGUGCCGUCAAAACAUUACUGGAAUAUGCCGAUGGACAAGUCGUCAUUGAACAACCGGGCGUACUAGUACAAGAGGAAGAAGAAGAGACAGCGCAGCAAUCUGUUGUACCAACGGUAGUGGGACAAGUUUACCAUUUGACAUGGUCCUUUGAUGGAAGUCUCAUCAACAAUCCUCAACGAGAGGAACUUCCCAACAUUUUCAAACGCAAACAAAUUCCUCUCGCUGUUUGGCAGAGCGUCCUGGAUUCGGCCAUGGAAAUCGCACAUUCCAUGAAAAGCUUUACCCAAUCCGAAGAACGAUACAAGCACUUCAUGGAACAGCACUAUUUUGUGAAUAGACAAAUGGUGACGGGGGUGGGAUUUGGAACAGAAAGUCGGGACGAGAAAAAAGCAUACACAUUGACCCAUGACACGGCCUUUGCGCAUUCCAAUUUGUCCAUGGUGGCCAGUAGUGUGGUGGCCAAGGCCAGCGGAAUGAUGAGCUAUUACGGAAUCACGGCACAGCUCAUUUUUCGUAGUCAGGGAGCGGCUAAACUUCCAAUGGGACUUCGAUUUACUGUUUUUGCAUAA
Messenger RNA from Seminavis robusta, 762 nucleotides. Lineage: Eukaryota; Bacillariophyta; Bacillariophyceae; Naviculales; Naviculaceae. The record is from the annotation of a GenBank genome assembly.